This is a messenger RNA of Pungitius pungitius (ninespine stickleback), 4919 nucleotides long. It is a transcript of the gene znf512, whose product is annotated as zinc finger protein 512. Lineage: Eukaryota; Metazoa; Chordata; Actinopteri; Perciformes; Gasterosteidae. Bases 869 to 3382 code for a protein of 837 amino acids. Gene Ontology annotation, molecular function: zinc ion binding. The record is from RefSeq and is a predicted model, not a curated record. The transcript is spliced from 16 exons.
AUCUGGCUGAUGCAUUCACAAAUAAAGGGCGACUGUGUAAAUAAAUACAUUCAAAACUAAUAUCUUACAUAUUUAUAAAGUAGUUUAAUGGUUCUGCUCCAUGGAUGCACAAGGUCCUAAACGCACGAAGACGAUGCCAUCGCGUAAAUCACGUUAUUUCCCACCGCCCGUGAACGCAGCAGCAGAUGCGGCUCUUGUUUGUUCGCAGGAGGGCGUUCCUCCUCCGGAGCCGCGCGCACACGCACACGCACGGAGUGCACAACAACAGCGGCGUGCUUUCCUCCGCAUGUUGACGCCGUGGGAGCUUUGUCUUCUCGUCACCCGCUUCGGAAGAGUUUGAUCCGCCGGGGUCUUCCUUCAUGGUGCCCCUCCCUCGGUGGGAUCACUGCCGGGGGGGCAGAGGAGGAGGAGGAGCAGGAGGAGGAGGAGGAGGGGACUCAGCAGACAUGGAGGCUAACCGUCUUUGCGCAGGGACGGUACCGUAGAACCGGAGGCUUUCGUUGCGUUUUUUUUUUUCCACCACCGACCCGCCUCCCGGUAAGGAGCAACGGGAGCACCGGUUACCGGGUCCCGGUACCGAGCUGGUUCCGCUUCCGGCUGCACGCGUCGUCCUCCAAACGUCCCGCUAAUGUCUCCGUGUUGUUUUUAAUUGACACGGACGCGCGGGUGAUGGUCACCUGCCGGAGAGCGAGGUGGAAAACACCAACACGCUCCCGCGUCGCUCACUUUCACCACGUUUUUGUUCGGCUCCCUGAACGCCUCUCGUCGGUGGCCUUCAACGUGACGACGCGCGCACACAACACAACAAACGUGCGCGCGAAACACACGCUGCUCGUUUAAAACGUGGUCAUUGUUUACGUAAUGCAGAAUGGACCCGGCACACUGCGGGGGGGACAUGUCGCCUCUGUACGUGCCGAGGAAGCGCAAAUCGUCCCAGUCCCACCCCAAAGGGGCAGCGCCGUGUCCAGCCGUGCAGCGAUUGGCGGACAGAAGCUGCGCCUUGAACCCGGCCGGAUUUCCUCAGGACGACGAGUGCGAAGCCCCCGACGCCCUGAAGACCAGGAGAUCCUACGGAAGGAAGAGGUAUGAGGACCUCCAGAGUGUUUCCAUGGGAACAAUAGAUUACCCGACCACCAGCUGCUCAGUGAUGUCAUCGGGCGGCCUGGCCAAUGGGGCGGACCCCGGGUCCAUGGCUCCGCCCUCUGCAGGGCUGCCUCAGGGCCCCGAGGCCGGCAGGGCGGCCCCCCAACCUCAGCACCCCGGCUGGAACCCCAGCAGGGCCCGGGCCCCCGACGCCUGGGCCCCGGGGCGGGACCGACCGCAGGAGCAGGUCUGGACCGCCGGCAGGGACCGAGCGCCGCACGCCGGGCAAGAACAGACGUGGGUCCCGGGCGGGGACGGCGGGCCCGACCAGGCCUGGAUGACGGGCCGGGACCGGUGCCCCGAGCAAGGCUGGGCGGCCGACAGGGACCGGGGCCAGGGCCAGGUCUGGAUCGAGGGCAGGGACCCCGGGCCGGAGGGGCCCUCCCAGGGGCCGGAGCAGGCGUGGGGGAGCGGCCGCAGCCAAGACCAAGGGUGGGGCGGCGCCGCCAGAGACCGGGGGCCCGUCUGGAGACCCGACUUGAACAUGAAGAAAGUCCAAAGAGUGGAGACGGAGCGAGACCCCCCCGUUGGAAUCUUCUCCCGGCCCCCAGACGGCCGAGACCCGAAUUCGGAUGGUGCCGGUGAGGCAGCCCCCCCCAGCGAGGACCAGAAACCCCCUCUCAUCUCCACCAAGAAGGAGCCCCCCACGUACCCCCCAGGAAGUCAAGAGGAGCAAUGGCAGCUGCAGAUUGUGGCCAAAGGCCGAGUCACCUGCCCGAAAUGUAAGAGCGUGAGCAGGAAGACCGUGGAGGGGCUGAAGAAGCACAUGGAGAACUGCCGACUGCUGCCCUUCACGUGUCCGCACUGUGGGAAGCAGCUGAAGUCCUCCACGGGGAUGAAGUACCACGUCAUGGCGGACCACAGCCACCUGCCCUCGGCAGAAGAUGCCAAGGACCUGGACGACCGGGCCAUCAAAGACAAACUGCGUAAAAUCCUCAAGAGGCUCGGCAAGUUAAAAUGCUCCAAAGAGGGCUGUCACGCCGCCUUCACCAGCAUCAUGGGCUACGUGUACCACAUGAAGAAGUGCGGGAAGGAGGAGUCCGAGCUGGAGAAGAUGCUGCUCAACUGCUCCCACUGCGGGAAGGCCUACAGGUCCAAAGCCGGGCUGGAGUACCACCUGAAGUCCGAGCACGCGCCCACGCCCCAGAGGAGCGAGGAAGACGAGGCCCAGAAGGGCCUCGGGGAGGCGGACCCCGAGAGGACGGCCAGCGGGCGCGUGCAGCGGGCCUCGGCCCAGGUGGCCAACUUCCACCUGGCCGAGAUCGCCAACAACGACCUGCCCAAGGACUGGCCCAAGAGGAAGUUCCAGUCGGACCUGGUGCCCGACGACAAGAAGCUGAAGUACGCCCGGCCGGGCCUGCCGGCCUUCAGUCAGGAGGUUCUGAGGAAGUGGAAGAACGAGGUGAAGCUGCAGAGGAAGGUCCACUGCCCCAACCAGGGUUGUUGCUCCACCUACACCAGCGUGUCUGGACUGAAGGCUCAUCUGGGACUCUGCUCCAGGGGCGACUUCCAGGCUGGAAAAUACCGAUGUCUGAUCUGCAAUAAGGAGUUUAACUCUGAAAGUGGAGUGAAGUACCACAUCAACUCCGUCCACUCACAGGACUGGUUUGUGACCAACAAGAAGGCCUCCAAGAAGUUUGAGAAGUUCCUCAAAAACCAGCCCAAGGAGGCGGUCCAUAACGUGGACAGACAGGUGGUGGAUCACUACCAGCACCACCAGCACCACCACCAUCAUCCCCACCAUCACCACCUCCAGCAGCACCACCACCACCACCAGCAGCUGGAGCACCCGCCCAUGCAGCACCCUCUGCAGCCGCUGCAUCACCUGCAGCUCCUCCACCCGCAGCACCACGGCCUCGACCCCCAGCUGCACCAGCGGGUGCUCCACUUCACCCCCGUGGAGAAUCCGCCCUGGCCCAUGUGGGUGGAUGCGGGGCCGGGCCUGGAGCAGGCCCCCAUCGAGACGGACGCGGCGGAGGUCAGAGAACCCGGAGAGGGAGACGUCGUGACGGAGGAAGGGAGGAGGGGCGAAAGGGGGGCGGGGGGGGAGGCCGACGGGAGGCGGAGCGACUGCUUCGCCUUCGGCGGCGUCUCGUCCGGCCAAGCGGAGGAGGAGGAGGAGGAGGAGCACCAGCGGCGGCGGGUCGACCAGUGGAGCUCGAGGGGUCCGGGCGCCGCGGAGGCCCCGCCCCCCCGGGGCUGGGGAGGCUCAAGGGAACACUUGAAGGGAAAAAAUUGAGCUGGUUUCGAAAAAGACGGAGCUGCAAUUUAAGACUUUGAACGGAAACCUCACACACACACACACACACUCUUCUGUGCUGGUCCUCGUGAGGCCUUGAGCAGGACACAGUGCAGCGUUUUGUCCUCAGAACGUGUCUUAUUCUUUAGAGAAAUGUCCCUUUUUUUUACACUCGUGUCUCUGAGCAUAUUUUGUGCCUCUGGAGGAGGAUCUGAACGCCUUCUCACUGCGGACUCUCCUCUUCUCCUGGGGAGGUCUCAUCUCAUCCUGCAACAUUUUGAGGUUUUUACUAAAUCAUGUUGAAUAUACAACGUAGCUUCAUAUCUUUUGCGUUAAAUGAACGGUUAAAACUUUGUGAGGAACAUCUUGUUGAGUCGAUUCGUCCACCCGGUGACCAGAUGGACUCCUUCCAUUCAGCACUUUUCUAUUCUAAACCUUGGUAACUAGAAGUUACAGGAUGUACCUCCACCUAAAACGUGUUUUAGUCCGUGUUGUUUUGGGCUUUGUGAUGAAGGAACGUUUUUCUGUUCAUAUGUUUUUUUUCUGGUGGACUUCCAGCAUGUUGAUGUGCUCUGUAUCUACUCAAGUGAAGUCUGGUUAAGGCCUUCAGUCAUUUGUUUGUGACGUUUUAACACUUUGUUUUAUUUGGGUUUUUAUGAAUGUAUUUCUUUUUUCCUUCUGUGGUGCACUUAAAAAAACAAACACUUCAUCUUUUUUUUAACCUCCAUGUCCCUCAUCGGCCUUUAUGGAAGAGUUUGAAGUAGAGAACGUGGGGAGUAUUUCAGAAGUUACUGUGGGGUUCUGAACCCGUCCCAGUGGAGUCCUGAUCCUCUUCAGACCUCCAUCGCAGGAACUCAGAACUCAACAUUUAAAGGUUUUAUCUGAUUUAUUAUAGAAGAAAUGAACCAGGGCGCCUUUUUGCUUUUAUUGAAACACUUCCCACGUGCACUUGUGCUUGUGACCAAACCUGUUCCAGCGUGCAGGCCCUCUGUUACCAUGGCAACGGCCCUUUCCUCAGAGUCCAUGUUUUCCUUUGCACCUUUUGUCCCCCUGCUGCUCUACUUCUUGGUCUAGAUACACGUUCUUUAGUCCAAACAUUAAGUGUGUGAUUUAGAGCCCACGUGGGGCAGAUGUCCCCUUUUUGUCCCCCUUUUGUCCCCUUUUUGUCCCCUUCUGUUUGAACCACACUCCAACCUUAUUAACUUGAAUUCUAGAGUAUAGUGAAAAACAUUCCCACAUAUCGGGGGGCUGAGUUUUGACGGUAGUGUUUUCGACUGCAGUCAUUCGAUGAGAAUUCAAAAUAAUGUUGUGAUGUCAUCAUACUCAUCACCACCAUCCAGAGAGUAGAUUUAAUCUAGACCAGAUUUAAAUAAACAAAUAAUGCACUUAUUCUUUUUUUCUUUCAUUGUGAGGGACAUACUUUAUAUUUAAAGUAAUUAUGAUCUCAGCAGAAUUUGUUAUGAAUCUGUACGUUGAAUGUUAGUAAUUGUUUUUUGUUGUUAUAACCACGAAGAUGAUUAAAAUUAAUUCCUGUUUA